GAGAAGGAGGAGGAGGAGGAGGAGAAGGAGAAGGAGAAGGAGAAGGAGAAGGAGGAGAAGGAGAAGGAGAAGGAGAAGGAGGAGGAGGAGGAGCAAGAAAAGGAAGAAGAGGAGGCCAUGGAAGAAAAAAAGGACCAUGAAAAAGACGGAAAAAUAAAUACAGAAAGCCAUAAAGACUGAAGAGAAGAAGAAAGAAGAGCACCCACGAAGAUGAGGAAAAAAGAGAAGAAGAAGAAGAAGAAGAAGAAGAAGAAGAAGAAGAAGAAGAAGAAGAAGAAGAAGAAGAGAAGACCACGGAGGAGGAGGAGGAGGUGGCGGAGGAGGAGGGAAAAGAGUAGGGGGAAGGAACGGGGGGCAGGCAGGUGUAGGUAGGGCCCCACAAACUGGAGCGGCAGCAGCAGUGUGGUAAAGGAAUGUCAGACAGUUUGUGGUUAGCAGUGAGAGCUGACGGACGCCGACGAGGGUAUUCCGCAACGUCCUUGGUUUUCCCGCCCUCCCCACCAUGACUACUGACGGAGACGAGGACCAAUGGCAGACCAAAGACACGAAGCUACUUUGGCUUCACGCGCACCGGUGGGCGUUGGCGGCGGUGGUGGGAGUAGCGACGGUGGCGGCGUGGCUGGCGGCAACAGUGGUGGUCACAGCACUGGCGGCAUCUCCAAAGCUGACACACGGCGACGAGGACAGCGCCGGAGCAGGAGUGGGUCUACUACUGACGGGAACGCCCCUAGACGCUGACCUGCGGGCCGCCUUCCAGCUGGCAGCGCGCCGCAGCGGUGCAGGGGUGCCGCUGCUGGAGAGCGCCGCCGCAGAGACGGCCGAGGACGUGGUGGCGGCCUUCACGCAGCUGUGGGAGGUAGGCGUGAGAGUAUUCCUGUCAGGCGGCGCUGCUACGUACACGGAGGCCUUGUGUCGACACCUGCAGCAGGCAGGGAAGGAGGCGCUGCUCGUGUCGCUCACAGCCGACGCUGACACUCCCUCCUGCAGCAGCAGCAACGGCAGCAGCAGUCUGCUGGCGUCUCUCUCCCCGCCGCCCGCCGCGCUGAUGGCCGCGGAGGUGGCGGCGCUGGCAGAAGGCGGUGCUACCCACCUCGUGCCCGUUUUUAUGCCGUCGCGGGCGGGGGAGUCGCUCCUGCCGAGCCUCAGGGCGGUGGCGGCGGCCAGCAACGUGAGCUUGGCCGAGCCCGUCUACCUGGACACCGCGCGCCCCUCCGUCAUGCAGGUGAGUCGGGCUCUGGACACCGCACCCGGGGCCGCCGUCUGGCUGACGGCAGACCACCACCUGCCGCACCUCAUGGCGCCGCUGAGGGACGCCCUCUACGGCCGCCUUGUCAUGCUACACGCCCAUCCCGCUCACCUCGCCGCCCUCCUUGCUCAUCCUGCCGCCCGCGCCGCCGCUGAGACCUGCGCUGUCACCACAGUGCAGUGGGCGGGGCCCUCCAAUGUUAACAGCCUCGCCCACCGCCGCCUCAUGGCUGCCCUCACGCCCACGUACCCGCUGGCGGCCGCCCUAGCCUACCACGCGGCCACCCUGGCUAUCGAUGCCGCACUCCACGGCAGCGCCCGCACUGCGACGCAACUCAAGACUCGCCCACUGGAGGAGGCGAGCGGGUGGGGCGCUGAACCCGUCCAGGAACAGGAGGUCCGGCGGACAGAGGAGAUGGGCAGCGCCCCUGCCAUGCAACAAGCAGGGUGGGCAGCACGCCUCCGUCUAGUAAAGCAACACCUGGUGGAGACAAUGGUGAUGCAGGACUCGCCGUGGCUGCUGGAGGGCAUGACCUGGGUGCACGAAGGCGCCGGCCCGUCCUCCUGGGUGGUGAGGGGGAGCUACGCCCCCGCUCGCCUGCUCACACGGGAGGAGGUGUGGCAGCUGGGGCAGCACGUGGACUGCGGCUCCCUAGCCAGAGUAGAGGUGCGUGCCCACGACCCCCUCACCAAUCGCCCUGUCCUUGCUGCCUGGCCAGUCCACGCCGCGCCGGAAGUGCUCCUCAUACCCAACUUCUCCCCGCGGGGCUUCAGUGUCAAGGCACACUGCCCGGGCCGUGCCAGGAGGGAGGUGGAGGUGGGGUGCCAGGGUGCCGCGGCACACGACGAGCUUCUAAAAUGCGUAAUGGUGAAGUCCAGAGGAGACAGACAGCGGCGCGAGGUGAACAACUUCAUCACCCACCACGGGGUGUCCGUGAGACAGUUUCAAAGACGAAGCUUGUCCUACGCCAUCAGGAAGGCAAAGGGCUUCAUCCACCACCCUGACGUGCGGGCAUUCAUUCCACAGCUGGGCGGGUGUCUCGGGGCGACCGGGGCCUGCAGUUUCUGUUUUGUCUUCAUCAUGGCCACCAACGUGACUGUGAACCCAGGGGUGUGCAUGGGCGCGUGUGCCGUGGCCGUGGGCGCCUCCUGCUCCUCACUAUUCGCCAAGGGUGUGGAGUACCAGAUGGCUCACACCGUCAUCUGCACGGAGCUGUUCACACAGGGCCAACUCUCCUGGGAUUCCUACAUUGCAGACGCCGCCUACGGAGCGCGCGUGGCAGCAACCAACCCCCAGGCGUUGCGAGGCUACCAGCUGAUGGCGGGCCCCCUGGUGGCUGCCAUGCAGGUCAGUCCGAGCCUCUCCAGCCUGGUGGAGGUGCUGGCACGGCCUUGGGUCAGGCACAUGGAGUUUGAAGAGGGCGUGGCAGAAGCUGACGACCCAGUGGGGCGCCUCAUGGCUGCCCUGGGCCUGCCGCUGUGCUCAGCUGUGGCGCUAAUGCACCACCACAUCCUCAAGGCAGCACUCGUCGCCCUGACGACCACCCUGACCUGGCGCGCCCUCAAGUGACUCUCACACACCUCAGGAUCACCAAAAAGACUUGCCUCACACCUGGGCCACUCCUGCCCAGGAGAGAUGCGAGCCACACUCUCAGGAAUACUGCAUCACAGGCUGCCCGCCUUCAAGCCUGCGUUCAACCUAG
Molecule: messenger RNA, 2948 nt
Organism: Scylla paramamosain (green mud crab)
Lineage: Eukaryota; Metazoa; Arthropoda; Malacostraca; Decapoda; Portunidae
Exons: 3
Coding region: 503-2815 (770 amino acids)
Source: RefSeq, a predicted model, not a curated record